Messenger RNA from Lactuca virosa, 678 nucleotides. NCBI's taxonomy places the organism in Eukaryota, Viridiplantae, Streptophyta, Magnoliopsida, Asterales, Asteraceae. The record is from the annotation of a GenBank genome assembly.
AUGACUAUGAUUGGCAACCUGAUAAGAUUUGGUAGAAGGCAGCUUCACACAAUCGUCUCUAAAGAAAUCAUUAAACCCUCUUCUCCGACCCCUUCUCACCUAAAAACUUACAAUCUUUCGUUCAUUGAUCAAGCCUCCUUAAACACGUUUGUCCCGUUUGUUACAUUCUACCCAAACACUGGUUUUUUUCCAAGUUCCCAUGACAAAAUACUUCCCUUGAAGAAGUCAUUAUCUGAAACCUUAACUAAGUACUACCCUUUUGCUGGUAGGUUAGCCAAGGUGGCACCAUCCUUUGUAGAUUGCAACGACCAAGGAGCUGAGUUUCUUGAAGCAUCCAUUGAUAGCACGCUCUCGGAUUUCCUUAAAAACUAUCAGCAUCAAGAUCUCGACCAAUUCUUUCCACAUGGUCUCGUAAAUCAAAAAUCCAAUCGUCCAGAUGAUGAUGAUCUUGAAAGCAACGGAGUGAUCCCGCUGGCCAUUCAGGUCAAUCAUUUUGAAUGUGGAGGAGUAGCAGUGGCUAUGUCGUUGUCCCACAAGAUAGCAGAUGGAAACAGUUUUGUUCAUUUUUUAGACGACUGGGCUAAAAUGACACAAUUGUUAUCAUCGAGAGAGCAGAAACAUGGACUUCCCGACAUGGACUUCCCGACGACCCCCACUUUAUUCCUUUUGAAUACAUGA